Molecule: messenger RNA, 771 nt
Organism: Arctia plantaginis
Lineage: Eukaryota; Metazoa; Arthropoda; Insecta; Lepidoptera; Erebidae
Source: the annotation of a GenBank genome assembly
AUGUUCUAUGGCUAUGUGAACCUUUGCUACACAUUAUAUAAAGAGGAAACAUUAGAGGAGGAAGAAUGUACAGAGUUGGAACUUGAAGCCCUGUAUAGGAGAUACUGCGUCAGACUGAAACAUGCUUUGUUCGUGUCUGCACUCUGCGUCACACUACUCUGCAGCUUCAUACUACUCUGUGCUGUCUGCAUACUUCAUUCACACGAACUUAAUACCCAAACCGAAGCCAUCGCAUCCCUAUCGGUGAUCACCUUCGUGCUGUCAAUAGUGUUGUGCCUCGCGUUAUUGCCGAUCGCACCAGAGUGGGAAGCACUUGCUUUGGCUGGAUCUCUACUGGUUACUUUGAGCCUUGGAGCUGGGACGCUCCUGGCUGCACACCAUGCGAGACAUCAUGCGCCUCUACCAUUAUUCGCACUUAUACUGAUGGUACACACAAUGAUGCCUAUUGCGCGGACCAUAUCUCUAGGCAUGGCCGCCGUGCUAACGGUGUCAUACACGGGCCUGGCUCUCGGCGCUAGACGCGACGACGGUUUAGACACAAAUUUUUAUCAACAGUUGAUCUGCGAGUUGACUCUGUUACUCUCAGCGAGUGGCAUCGGCAUCUACUAUCGAGCUUUGACCGAAAGGGCUCAUAGGAACACCUUCGCUGGCACCAGGACUUGCCUCGAACAGCGAGUGAAGCUAGAGUGUGAGAAGGAGCAACAAGAAAGGCUGCUAUUGUCGGUUAUACCAGCGUAUAUAGCUGCAGAGGUAUGUGGAUUAGAAUCUUAG